AUGGGAGAUCACCCAUCACAACGUUUGGGCCUUCAAUACGAGACUGACUUGAUCACUUCAUCUAACAACACUGAGAAUGGUUUGAACGUCUUGCGUUCUAGUGUCGAUGGAAGAAUCCCCAAUGAUCCCGAGUACAUUCGGGUAUUGUCAAGACCAAAUGGGUUUCACGUUGUUGUCAACAACGAAUUCCAAUAUGGUCAUUGGGAUACAAUGGAAGAGGCUGAAGCAAAGAUUGGGACUUGUUGGAAAGAUUAA
Molecule: messenger RNA, 255 nt
Organism: Cavenderia fasciculata
Lineage: Eukaryota; Evosea; Eumycetozoa; Acytosteliales; Cavenderiaceae
Exons: 1
Coding region: 1-255 (84 amino acids)
Source: RefSeq, a predicted model, not a curated record